Molecule: messenger RNA, 1557 nt
Organism: Aspergillus wentii DTO 134E9
Lineage: Eukaryota; Fungi; Ascomycota; Eurotiomycetes; Eurotiales; Aspergillaceae
Product: Zn(II)2Cys6 transcription factor
Exons: 4
Coding region: 1-1557 (518 amino acids)
Biological process (GO): DNA-templated transcription; regulation of DNA-templated transcription
Molecular function (GO): zinc ion binding; DNA binding; DNA-binding transcription factor activity, RNA polymerase II-specific
Source: RefSeq, a predicted model, not a curated record
AUGGUUCGUUCUGCGCUGGCUCCACGUGGCGGCCGAACCCGCAGUGCGUGUGAUUUAUGCCGGCAUAAAAAGAUCCGCUGCGAUGGAGUCAAGCCGGCCUGUGAAACGUGCCGUUGCGCAGGCGUUUUCUGCACUUUCACUACCCCUGAACCUCAGCCACACAAAAGUGUCCGAGAACAACUAUCCGACAGCAAAGCGCGAGUGCGCCAGCUGGAAGAAGCCCUCGUUGCACAAGGAUACCAUCUCCCAGACCUUCAGGCGUUUUAUUCCCCUGCCCCUCCGUUGCUGCGAAAUACAAGUGAAUUCGAUGCUGCGAUAGAGGCAUUUCAAUGGCAUAUUGCCUUCUGUGGACCUGGUGUCGCUAAUACCGCUGAAAGACAAUCAUUCUACUCAAACAUCUACCAGCACACCGGAUCCGUUUUCAAUAUCGAUGACUUUUGCCACCAGGUUACUCGGUCGUUUAAAUGGCGUUAUCCUAACCAACCGAAGACCGGGAGUAAGCCAAAAUGGCCAACGACCUAUCUGGUUCAGCAGUGUAUAGAGUACUAUUCGCGAAAUGGGCUUUAUUCUAUCUUUCCCAUUGUCGAUACUGAGGCACUGCAGAGUCUGCUCAAUGCCGGUACUCUUAACCAGUCACAGCAGACGGGUCGUGCUUCAAAUCGAGCAUGUCUGGUUGCCUUUACGGCCAUGAUUAGCCGGAUCCAUCGUCAUGACCCUGUGUUUGCUGGCACUGAUUCAGAUGGGUAUAUGCAGGCUGUGCUAACCCUGUUGCCGAACUUGUUGAUGGAGGAUCCUGAUAUCAGAACGCUGGAAAGUAUACUGAUUCUGGCCUUGUAUCUCGCACCCAUGGGUCAGCCACAAUCAGCGGAACUGCUACUCGCCGUGGCAAUCCGUGUACUUCUUAAUCUCGGAGGUCAAAGACCCAUCGAACUCAUAGAAGGCACCCCCAGAGACAGAGAGCAUCUGCGGAAUCUCUUCUGGGCCUGCUACGGCCCCGAUAAAGAAAUGUCGAUUCGAAAACGUCAACAGCCUAUGCUACAAGAUGAAGAUUGCGACUUGGAAUUGCCUGCGAAAUACGUUCUACAAUCAUCAGAUCAUCAGUUCCUGCAAAAAAAACUUUCCGCUGAUCGGCUCCUCUAUCCGUCAGAUUUGCGUCUUGCGAUGCUCAAAUCCAAAAUUCACCGGUUCCUAUACUCAGAUCAUGCUCGAGUUCAGUCUGACGCUAGAAGACUGCAAUAUAUCCGUGAACUCGACCAGGAGUUGAGUGACCUGAAAGCAAGCUUCCCACCGCGUUUCCAACCAGAUGCGUAUUUUGCCACAGAGACUACGCCGGACUACUCCUUCCACGAUCUCAGUAUGCGUGGAGUCGGUAUGCAUCUGGAUUACUACUUUUGUCUAGGCAAGAUCCACGAAGCAAGUAGUAAUACGAGUAUGCCAUCGCCUACGAGCUGGUCGUUACUUCCAUCGAGCAUGGAGUUGUACUACCAGGCAGCGCGAUCUACUCUGUUCUAUAUGAAUCGAGUAUGUCACUUUGUCAACCCAGAUACAUUCUGGUAA